This is a messenger RNA of Calidris pugnax (ruff), 1377 nucleotides long. RefSeq names its product fucosyltransferase 7 (alpha (1,3) fucosyltransferase) (gene FUT7). Gene Ontology annotation, molecular function: alpha-(1->3)-fucosyltransferase activity. Lineage: Eukaryota; Metazoa; Chordata; Aves; Charadriiformes; Scolopacidae. The coding region runs from base 144 to 1187 and encodes 347 amino acids. The record is from RefSeq and is a predicted model, not a curated record. The transcript has 2 exons. Gene Ontology annotation, cellular component: membrane.
GGCAAAACCACAGAAAAGAGGAAGCCCUCGAGUGGCCCAGCCCAGCACAGGCAGCUGCCCAGGCAGACGCACACAGGCACCUCGCAAGCCACCGCAACGGCCCUUCCCCGGCACCAACUGGAGGUGACAGCCAGCCUGGCAGCAUGCCCCGAGCACUGCAGCUGCCACGGCUGCUGUGGGGCAGGCCCAUCAUGAAGGCAGUGGUCACCGCCGGGGUGUUUGUAACAACCCUCUGGAACCUACGGUACUUCCUCAACCCCUCCGAGGUCUCUGGUGAAGCCUCCAAGCACACUGAGCCGCUGAUGGUCCUCGUGUGGAAAUGGCCCUCGAAGCAGGUCCCCAACAUCAGCGGGGAUGUUUGCCGUGAGCUGUACGGCAUCGUGGGCUGCCAGCUCACCAUGGAGCGACAGCUUCUGGGCCAGGCAAAUGUGGUGGUGUUCCCCCAUACCAGACUCCAGCCUGGCAGGGACACGCUGCCCAAGGAGAGGCCGCCGGGGCAGAACUGGGUGUGGGUCUCCCUGGAGUCCCCCUCCAACACUAAAGCUCUAGCGGGAUGGAACCAGACCUUCAACUGGGUGAUGACCUACAGAAGGGACUCAGACAUCUUCAUUCCCUACGGCAAGCUUGUACCAAACCAGUCAGCCACUGUGAACAUCCCCACAAAGACCAACUUGGUGUCCUGGGUUAUCAGCAACUACCACAGGACUCAGAAAAGAGCUGAAGUCUACAAAAACCUCUCCAGAUACCUCCAUGUGAACAUAUAUGGGAAAGCAAACAAAAAGCCUCUUUGCAAGGACUGCCUCUUGCCAACGACAUCCAAGUCCAAGUUCUACCUGGCCUUUGAGAACUCCAUCCACCAGGACUACAUCACCGAGAAGCUCUGGAGGAACUCGCUGUUGGCUGGCACUGUGCCCGUGGUGCUGGGACCUCCCCGGGCCAACUACGAGCAGUUCGUUCCUGCAGACUCCUUCAUUCACGUUGAUGACUUUGGUUCCCUGGCAGAGCUGGCCACUUUCCUCAAGACUAUGAAUUCCAGCCGCUACCGGCAGUUCUUCUCCUGGCAGAAGAGGUACAGCGUGAAGCUCUAUGCUGACUGGAGAGAGCGGAUCUGCACCAUCUGCACUGCCUACCCCAGCCUGCCCCGUGGCCAUGUUUAUCCCGACCUGGAGAGCUGGUUCAACACCUAGCAUGGGGCUGGUUGUGCUGGGAUCAUCGGGGACGCAUCUGGGUAGAGGAUGCUGGGGUGGAGGGGAGCGUGGGUCACCCUCUUACAGAUGAGGCUGUGGGGCAGGGAGGGAUGUGGGAGCCCCGACUUCUCCCAGCUCAGCUGUUGCCACACUGGGAGCUUGAGCAGCUCUUGCAAAAUGGGACUAAACC